CUAAGACACUACACUGCUUUACUUACCGUUCCAACUAUGGCUCCGAUAGCCACCUACGUGUUCUUUGAUCUCGAAACAACCGGUCUCCCCAGUGAGGAAUUUAACAAAACAAAAAUAACCGAAUUGUGUAUGGUGGCAGUGAAACGUGAACAUGUACUUGACACCCCGCCCGGUCACGUGCCCAGGGUACUCCACAAGCUUACGCGAUGCUUCAACCCGGGCAAGAGGAUCUCAGAGCGCAGCUCCGACCUCACCGGGCUCGAUAACUUCCUUCUAGAACACGAGAGCUACUUUGACAUCACAAUUUUCGACAUGAUCAACAAUUUCCUAAAAACUUUGACCAAGCCUGUGUGUCUUGUUACUCACAACGGCCGUAAUUUCGACUUUCCUAUACUAAAACGACAGUUGGACAUGCUAAAUGUGAAAUUUUCUGAUGAUAUUUUAUGUGCUGAUUCACUAGACGCCUUUAGUGAUAUUUUGGAAGAGAAAAAAGCCGAGAUUACAGUUUUGGACGCUGAAAAGGAUGAAGUUGAUUUGGCCGCUGAUAAUUGCUUGUCUAUGCAGUCUGUGAAUGAAACAACGCCAAGACAAAAGCUGAUACUGAAACGGCCACAUAACGCUGGUAAAGCGAAGCAGAGACUCCCAUUUAGCGAGAAGAGACUUAAAGACAGUUACAAACUAUCGGGCAUUUACGAGAGAGUGGUAGGCCGCACGGCUGUUGAGGCUCACAGAGCAGAGACUGAUUGCAUGCUGUCAUUGGAGAUUGCUGCAGUACUCUCCAAGGAGUUCGCCUCAUGGGUUGACACUCAUCAUCGUCAGUUUUCUGAAGUGUCCCCAAUGACCCCUGGAAUAAAGAUUGGUUCCUAAAUGAUAAGCUUUUGUGGUGUGCAAAUUGCAACAUUUGAAGGUAUUGCAGAUGUGUGCAUAGUAGGUCCAGUGCUUCAGGGUCCAAUGAUGUAAUUUUAAUAAAUUUGUUAGUGCCCAUAGUUUUCAUGAUAAUGUUUAAGAUUUUUUGUCAACAUAUAAUUUUUUUAAUAAUUUUAUUUGAUAACUGAAAGAUUUUAUCAGGACAUGAUUGUAAACUAUGCUUGUCACACAUUUUUAAAUGUUUAUGUAUAAGACUGACAUACACAAGUGAAAUUAUGACUAUUCACGCUCAACUCUGCCUACACCUACCAUACUUUCUAUGCAUUCAUUUUAUGUUAACCUGUAAAAAUAUUUGGUAAGGUGUAUUCGGGUAAUUCCAAGUACUUCAGAAUGUAGGGAUUCCGAAAAUCAUUAAAAAUGCCAUUAAAUUAGAGUCCAUUUUAAUUAUUGUUGUACAAUAUGAAGUAUUCGGAAUUACUAAAUGUAUUCUUAGCAUUACAUACUUACUUAUUCUAGGCCAGGGCAUAUACUCUUUUGUAUUAGUGUUUUUCAUGACAGUUUUCUCAAAUGUUUCGUUUGAAAUGAUAUUAUUAGAUUUAUUUUGAAUAUUUUUAUUGUUUUAAUGUAUUUCAUUGCUAAAGAUUGCUCAUAUAAAGUCAUGUCUUAAACACAGAUUUUUGUAUUUAAUUUUAUAUUUACU
Cydia strobilella is the source of this 1567-nucleotide messenger RNA. Its product is annotated as three-prime repair exonuclease 1-like. Gene Ontology annotation, biological process: DNA catabolic process. The transcript has a single exon. NCBI's taxonomy places the organism in Eukaryota, Metazoa, Arthropoda, Insecta, Lepidoptera, Tortricidae. Gene Ontology annotation, molecular function: 3'-5'-DNA exonuclease activity; nucleic acid binding. Bases 37 to 867 code for a protein of 276 amino acids. Gene Ontology annotation, cellular component: cytoplasm. The record is from RefSeq and is a predicted model, not a curated record.